This is a messenger RNA of Acipenser ruthenus (sterlet), 4603 nucleotides long. RefSeq names its product proprotein convertase subtilisin/kexin type 7-like. Gene Ontology annotation, cellular component: trans-Golgi network; Golgi membrane. Gene Ontology annotation, molecular function: serine-type endopeptidase activity. NCBI's taxonomy places the organism in Eukaryota, Metazoa, Chordata, Actinopteri, Acipenseriformes, Acipenseridae. The coding region runs from base 562 to 2772 and encodes 736 amino acids. The transcript is spliced from 16 exons. Gene Ontology annotation, biological process: protein processing. The record is from RefSeq and is a predicted model, not a curated record.
GCGGAAGUGCAGUAUUUCACAAAAAAAAAAGGAAGCGAGACUGGAUAGACAGCGUGGGUUUAACUAGUUUAGACAUUUAUCGUGUGAGAGAGAGAGACUCAGGACAAAUACACGGGUUUGGGGACAGGCUGGAGGGGUUAAACAGAGCGAUCGGGGGAGAAGUGGAGAGUGGAGAGGGUUUCUUAUCGAGCUGAGAUCGGGAGGGCAGAGCUGCACACCUACACCUAACUCUGUGUUUGCAUCAGCGUUGGGUUUGUGUUCAAAUCCCGGAGCACCGCUUAUAAUAAUAAUAAUAAUAAUAAUAAUCAUAAUAUCCGGAUCUGGGAUCCUGUCUCCCAACACUUCCAGUUCCUGCUGUCUCUAAGCACCUGUGCGUGUGUCAGAGUCUCAGCCAGGAGCACAGCGGACCGGCGCUGCUAGAAAAGGUCUGUCCGGCCCAGAGCGACUGUCUCCGGCUGAGUGUGCCUGUCUCUCGGCUCUGCUGCUGGGAGAUACAACACGAGGGCUUGGUUCUGAUGCAGAGCAGCGUUGGCAAGGCGUUGUUGGCUGUGGGCUCCAGCCAUGGCUCCUCUCCUUCUCCCCCUGCUGUGUGCACUGCUGACCUGCCUGCAGACCCCCAGCCUGGCUGGCUCUGACCCAGACCCAGUCCCCCAGUGCGACUCGGGGCUGACCUGGGCGGUGAGCCUGGGGCCGGAGGGGGGGCAGGCAGACAGGCAGGCGCUGGACUUGCUGGCUGGGGAAGUGGCCGCAGAAGCAGGGCUGGAGAGCAGGGGGCAGAUCGGCCAGCUGGAGGGGCACUACCUGCUGGCGUUGCCCUGCGGACAGGAGGGGGGCAGAGGGCAGGCGGCCCAGGCCCUGUCACAGCACCCAGCCGUCAGGUGGCACUCAGAACAGCAGCUCCUCAGAAGGGCCAAGCGCAGCCUCACAUUCAACGACCCCAGAUACCCCAAGCAGUGGCACCUGCACAAUAAGGUGCGGGCGGGGAUGGAUAUCAAUGUCACGGCUGUGUGGGAGCACAAUGUGACCGGCGCUGGGGUCACCGUGGUUGUCGUGGACGACGGAGUUCAACACACUCUGAAGGACAUCCAACCCAACUAUAGCCCCGAGGGGAGCUACGACCUGAACUCCAACGACCCUGACCCCAUGCCACACCCCGACGCCAACAACGACAAUCACCACGGGACACGGUGCGCGGGAGAGAUCGCUGCCGCGCCUAACAACAGCUACUGCGCCGUGGGCGUGGCGUACGGGAGCCGGGUGGCAGGGAUCCGCGUGCUUGACGGGCCGCUCACUGACAGCAUGGAAGCCGUUGCCUUCAACAAGCACUACCAGAUCAAUGACAUUUACAGCUGCAGCUGGGGCCCCGAUGAUGACGGGCGCACGGUGGACGGGCCGCACCCUCUGGGCAAGGCAGCUCUGCAGCACGGGGUCAUUGCUGGCAGGAAGGGCUUCGGCAGUAUCUUUGUGGUCGCCAGUGGCAACGGAGGACAGUUCAGGGACAACUGCAACUACGACGGCUACGCCAACUCCAUCUACACUGUGACCAUUGGAGCAGUGGAUGAGAACGGCCGGAUGCCCUUCUAUGCGGAGGAGUGUGCCUCCAUGCUCGCCGUCACGUUCAGCAGUGGAGACAAGAUGCUGCGCAGCAUUGUGACCUCAGACUGGGACCUGCUGAAGGGCACUGGCUGCACGGACGGGCACUCUGGCACCUCCGCUGCCGCCCCCCUCGCUGCGGGGAUGGUGGCUCUGAUGCUGCAGGUUCGACCCUGCCUGACCUGGAGAGACGUGCAGCACAUCAUAGCCUUCACUGCCACCAAGUAUGAGGACCGGCGAGCGGACUGGGAGGUGAAUGGAGCCGGGUUCCACCACAGCCACCAGCACGGCUUCGGGCUGCUCAACGCCUGGAGACUGGUCAACGCUGCCAAGGUGUGGGAGUCUGUGCCGUACCUCACCUCCUAUCAGAGCCCCGCGUUCAAGGAGGAGAGAGUGAUCCCCAGCGCCCCGGCUCAGCUGAGAGUCUCCUGGAACGUGACGGCGGCGGAUCUGGGUCAGUCUGGCAUGCGCACGCUGGAGCACGUUGCCGUGACGCUGACCCUCACACACCCUCGCCGUGGCAACGUGGAGAUCGUGCUGCUCUGCCCCAGCGGCAUCUCCUCCCUGAUAGGAGCACGCAGAGCCAUGGACAGCGACCCCUCCGGCUUCUCUGAUUGGAUGUUCUCCACGGUGCGCUGCUGGGGUGAGCGGGCGGAGGGGGUGUACACACUGCUGGUGCAAGAUCACGCUGAUGGCCCCCUGACCCAGGGCACUCUGAACCGCUGGCAGCUCACCCUGUACGGCUCAUCCUGGUCCUCCGAAGAAGUGAAAGAGAGGCAACAGCUGGUGGAGCAUGCGAUGGGGGGGCAGUACCUGGUGAGCAGCUUCUCUCUGCCCUGUCCCCCGGGUCUGGAGAUCCAGGAGCCGCCAGUCACCACCCUGACUGCCAACAGCCUGAAGUCCUUGCUCCUGUUGGGCUGCUUCGCUCUGUUCUGGUCUCUGUACUACACCCUGGAGACUCUGCUGGCUCACCUGGACUGGAGAGCACUGUGCCGCGGCGCCCCCUGCAGGGCAGGGAGGGACAGGCAGGUGGAGGAGGGAGGCGGAGAGGGAGAGGGGGGGGGGGACCCCAUGGUUCCCCUGGAGAGACUGCCUCCUCCCCGCCCACAGUUCUCCCACAACAAGACCCCCGUCCUGCAACAAGAAGAGGAGGCAGCCCCCCUGAUCUCCCCCACGUAGCACCGUCACCCCCCCCCCCCCCGGUAUACUGGCCCCCGCUGCGGGGGAUAUUGACAGUAUAUAGCAAUCUAGGGACAUGAUCUGCACUGGUGCUGCAGAAAGAACCAGGACUAAUUCACAGGGAGGAAGGGAGUCAAUAAAGAGCUUUACUGAGAUGCAUUUCAAGAACAGAGCUGAGAGAGUAGAGCUACAGUAUAUCUAUAGCAGUAUAUCUAUAGAGAGAGAGAGGUUUUGGUUUUGGGUGUCUUCAGUAUUAGAGGCUGCCUUGUUCCGUGUCUCAGGGCAGCCUGCCUCCCUCCUUCCCUGACUCUGAGCUCCAGGCUCUGGCAGAGUGUCCCUGAGCUUCCCCAUGAUUGCACUGCUGCUGGAGCUCUCUUCGACGGAAUCGGGCCGCCUCUCUUCGACGGAGGAAGUCACAGCGCUGAACUGAUCGGAGAAAAAACAUUCUGUGUUGAUGAGGAUGAUGAGGAUGAUGAUGAUGAUGAUGAGUUUUAAACUGUGUUGCUCCUCCUUUGGUUUUUAGUUUUCAGUUUGUUUUAAUUUUUUAAUUUCGAUCUGUCAAUAGAAUUGCUGCAGUAUUCCACAUUCUCAGAUCUGUCUCCCUGCCUCUCGUCUGAGGGGCUACUGUAUUGGGAGGGGGAGCUGUGCACUAUACUGUAUUUGAACAGAAUGAAAAUAAUAAUGAUUUUUCUGUUUGGCUUGUGCUUUGAUUUCUUUUUCGGGAGUACGCAGCCCAUUUCUCACUGCUUCCUCCAGUUGUCUCUCUGUCGAUUUGCCUGCUUGAUGUUACCGUGGAGUUUGGGGAGGGGUCGUUGGGAGACACGGCAGGAUGAUCCGGUGCAGGCGCGAGGAAAUCGGGCGCUUCACUCGCUUCACGCCACCCCUUCGGAGCACGAAAUAAAGAAAUCUCCUUUUAAUAAGAAUAAUGGCAGAAAACCAGUUUGAAAGAGAGUGGCACACCGUGCUACUGAAUGAAUCAUCAGUCCUGCUUUCAAACACCCCCCUUCUAUCCAGCUGCCUCUUUAUUAAAGAAGGGAGCCCGAAGCAGAAUCACUCACGCAGACUGUUCCAGCUCCAACACCGCUUGUGUAAUAAGUGAAUAUUAUUUGUCCAAAAGUUUCUAGUCAUUUCUAACCUAUACUUUGUUUAUUUAGUGAGACUUUCUUGUCCAUGCACAAAGCUUGCUGUACUGAGCAAUCUCAGCUGAGUCAUGACCAGCCCUUUCCAGAUCAUACAAAGCCUGCAUUCCUCAUGUGCUUCAGGCAUCAUGGGUCUGCUGUGCAGGUCACCUCGUUUCCUUUUUGAGGAAUGUGUUUUGCUUUGAACCCUGCUUGUACUGAGAUCGCAGACGCUGAAACAAGGUUCAGGUAAGUGAAGGAGCUACACAGCCUCGCUCACUCACGGACGAUUCCCUUUGGGGGCCUGCUUUGAUUCCUGAGACCAAGCUUCCAGAUGUCUUCUUGUGCUGUAUGACCUGCUGUUGUGCAAAGCGCUGCAUGCCUGUGUGACUCGCAGAGCAAAGCCAGUGCAAGCAGGCUUCAAGGGCAAUGUGAACUAACUGUGUUGCCACUCUAGUGCACUGGGGUUUGAGAUCAGAGCUCUACAUCAGUGCGAUUUUAAAAACGACAGGUACGUUUUUUUAAACAGCUGCAGCAGCAUGUUUUUCCCAGAACCCCGCUCUGAACUCCUUAAUGUUAAAAUACUCAAAUUGCUGUUUUUGUAUAUUUUGAUGGUGCUUUGUAAAGUCGGUUUACUGCUAUGCAAAGACCUGCAUGCAGUGGGUUAGCCUUGCAAGGAGAAAAAAAAUAAAACAAACGAAUGAAAAAAUAAA